CAGGCUGGUAUAACUGGAGCUACUGGGGAAGCUGGUGGAGGAGGCAGGACCGGUGUAACGGGUGAGUCCCGUGUCGGGGUAAUCGUUGAGGGUCACGGGGGCUGCACCAUGCCUGCCCGGCAGAGGAGGAAGAGGAUUGGACUCUGCCUCAACGAGAAAAAGAAACGAAAACUCAAUUUCCACAUCUUCGAGGAGCUUUGCAGAAGCCGCGGCUAUGAUGUCACAGAUAUCGAUCUGGCUCGGCCUCUCUGUACUCAAGGCCCACUUGAUCUCAUCAUCCACAAGUUAUCAGAUCUUCUCGUGGAAGCCGAACAGGACCUGAUAUCACAUCAUCUCGUCCAGAGGCUACAGGUUUAUCUGAGCAGUCACCCCCGCACCGUCCUGCUGGACCCCCUGCACGCCCUCCACACGUUGCUGGACCGGUUCCAGUCCUACCACCUGCUGCGCAGCCUGGAGACCCAAAACGAAGGAGCUGACGCUGUCUUUUCUCCCCCGUGUGUGGAGAUCUCGGCCAUGCGCAGCGACGUGGUCACGCUGGUCCGGACUCAUCUCACCUUCCCCAUCAUCUGUAAGACACGCGUGGCACAUGGGCCACGCUCCCACCAGAUGUCCCUCAUUUUUAACGAGGACGGUUUGAGCGACGUGACGCCCCCCUGCCUCCUGCAAAGCUUCAUCAAUCACAGCGCGGCGCUGUACAAGGUGUUUGUGGUGGGGUCGGAGCAUUUCAUGGUGCAGAGACCCUCGGUGCGGAACUUCCCCCCGGGGCAGACAGAUCAGAGGACGAUUUUCUUCAACAGCCACGACGUCUCCAAGGCCGAGUCGUGUUCGCACCUGUCCCAGACCACCCCGUGUCCCGAGGUGCGGCCCCCGCCGGGCGAGGUGGUGAAUCGCGUGGUGCGAGGGCUGCGGAGCGCUCUCGGGAUGUCUCUCUUUGGAGUGGAUCUGAUCGUGGACACGCAGAGCGGCCGGUGCGCCGUGAUCGACGUCAAUGCCUUCCCGGGCUACGAGGGGGUCCCUGAGUUCUUCCCUGCUUUGCUUUCACAUGUGGACAAAGUCCUGGCUGCCGGCGAGGGACCCCCAGUGAACCCCCACAGAGAAGCCCCCAGGACCCCGGAGCGUCCAGCAGAGGAGUCGCCCGACUUGCGUGGGUCGGUAACCGCCGAGCGCUGGUCCAAAGAGUCAGACUUACCGGCCCCUUACAAGAAAAACCGGGCCUGCAAUCCCUACUUUAACCUCCGCACCCCCAGUGUCUCCUGCGACUGGUGACGGACUCAGCCUGCUGCCCCUUCCCUGCCGGAGGAGAUUAAUGGAGACGGAACCCCCGGGCGGCCACGAAAACCUUUCCCGACGCGCCAUUACCCCAAAGGGCCGGUGAUUCUAACCCAGACCAUCUCAUUCCGUAACGCGGCCCCCCAAACACCGUCAGUGACUCUCGGGACCCCCGACGUGGAUCUGGUUUCAUGGUUCGAUUUUAUUGGGUAUCAAAAGCAAAACAUUUCACGCAGAGCCGGCCUAAAAAGCAAAACUAUGGAAACGGCUAAAAGAGAAGCGACCCAGCCCCGUCCC
Spea bombifrons (plains spadefoot toad) is the source of this 1566-nucleotide messenger RNA. Its product is annotated as inositol-tetrakisphosphate 1-kinase-like. Gene Ontology annotation, biological process: inositol trisphosphate metabolic process. Bases 109 to 1266 code for a protein of 385 amino acids. Gene Ontology annotation, cellular component: cytoplasm. The record is from RefSeq and is a predicted model, not a curated record. The transcript is spliced from 10 exons. Gene Ontology annotation, molecular function: inositol-1,3,4-trisphosphate 5-kinase activity; inositol-1,3,4-trisphosphate 6-kinase activity; ATP binding. Lineage: Eukaryota; Metazoa; Chordata; Amphibia; Anura; Pelobatidae.